CAACCCUUCCACUACCAAAGUCAGUUACAAAAUUGAAAUCGUUCCACUUCCAUGUUCAUAAACCACCCCUCUCAAUCAUCCCCAAAUCCAAAAACGGUUCCUCCUUUCAAUUCUCCAACGAUUUCGAUCAGCGACACCGUCAAUCUCAUAAGUCGAAAAUUGAUGGAUGAUGCCAGGGCUGCAUGGAUAAAUAAUAGGGAAAUUCCAAAGAUGAACAGUAGUCAUCCAAAUGAAAAAGUCGAUUCAGUUUACAAAGCCUUCCCGAUCAUGUGUGUAAGCAUCUUGUGUUUUUUAUGUGCUAUGCAGAUGAACAGUAGUCAUCCAAAUGAAAAAGUCGAUUCAUAUUACAAAGCCUUCCCUCUAUUUCAAAACUUUUUUUCGGCUUACAUGUACUUCAAUAUUUUUCCUUUCAGGAAUGUGGACGAGCUGGUAGAGAUGGUCAGCCUGCUUCCUGUGUAUUAUAUUAUAGCUACAGUGACUAUGGAAUUACUGAGGGCUUACUCUAAAUGCCAAAAUAGUGCUGAAAUUUUUUCUGUUCAAAAUGAAUGGCUAUCACAAGCACGUCAGAGUUUGGAUGAGUUGGAUUUUAAGAUUGAUCAAGGGCGACUUCAAGACUCAGAGUGUUUGUUUACAAUAAUUUUUGUUUUCUUUGUUGUAGAUAUAGUGAAGAUCUUAAUGGAGGCUCAUUCUGAAAGGGUUUUUUUUACCUAA
This is a messenger RNA of Vicia villosa (hairy vetch), 711 nucleotides long. RefSeq lists its product as uncharacterized. Lineage: Eukaryota; Viridiplantae; Streptophyta; Magnoliopsida; Fabales; Fabaceae. The coding region runs from base 52 to 711 and encodes 219 amino acids. The transcript has 6 exons. The record is from RefSeq and is a predicted model, not a curated record.